This is a messenger RNA of Boeremia exigua, 2031 nucleotides long. Its product is annotated as concanavalin A-like lectin/glucanase domain-containing protein. The transcript is spliced from 3 exons. Gene Ontology annotation, biological process: endoplasmic reticulum organization; Golgi organization; endoplasmic reticulum to Golgi vesicle-mediated transport. Gene Ontology annotation, cellular component: endoplasmic reticulum-Golgi intermediate compartment; COPII-coated ER to Golgi transport vesicle; endoplasmic reticulum membrane. The record is from RefSeq and is a predicted model, not a curated record. Bases 437 to 1804 code for a protein of 455 amino acids. Lineage: Eukaryota; Fungi; Ascomycota; Dothideomycetes; Pleosporales; Didymellaceae. Gene Ontology annotation, molecular function: D-mannose binding.
CUGAAAUAGACCAAGGUCUACGAUGUGAUCCACCACACGCGCGCUCCAUGCGCCAAACAAUGUCGGGUUUCCAGUGUUUGAAACAUAUAUUCGCUGUCCGCGGCAGCUCUGCAACCAGCUCGAGCUUGGGCCACCAUGUCGCAGUCGGAGACCAAGACACCAGCUGUCCAUAACCUCGCGAACAUACACAUCACUUGUGAUAAUCCUAAAUUCGCUUUUUGCCCAGCUGGCGGCCUGUGUCUGUUUGUCUACAGUCUCUUUCAAGAUACCCAAUUGUGUCCUAGCACCGGUCUGCUAAUCCUUGCGAUUGUCGCAUGCGGCUUCGUGCAACGCGGGCGGAGCUACUUUCAUCUGUUACUAUCUUUACUGAAGUGCUGUGUAACCAAUCACGCCAGUAUAAUCGCGAAGAUUAGCUCCCAGGAGCACUGCCGCCGCCAUGUAUAUAACCCCACGGACCCUUCAGACGCUCGCCUGGUCCACCCUGGCACUCUCCGCAGUGCGCGCACAGCAUAUCAUAGACAACCUCAGCUUCGGCCACAAGGAUGGCGUCUACAUCUCGCCUGACCUGCGCGCCAUUCCGCAUUUCGACGUCCAGGGCGUCGACGACUACAAGCCCCAGAUCCUCUCUGACCGCGUUAUCCUCACACCACCCUACCCGGGUAGCAAGCGCGGUGCGCUAUGGGCGAUCGAUCCCAUGCACCACAUUGGCGAGUGGACGGCGGAGCUGGACUUCCGGGCGACAGGCAUGGAGCGAGGAGGUGGAAACCUGCAGCUCUGGUAUGUCAAGCAGAGCCAAGCGCACGAGAAGCCAAACAGCCUGUACACCACGCCCAAGUUCGACGGCUUGGUGCUUGUUAUAGAUCAGUACGAGGGCCACGGGGGCUCAGUGCGGGGUUUCCUGAACGACGGGACGAUAGACUUCAAAUCACACCCGAACCCAGACCAGCUGGCUUUCGGGAAGUGCGACCACGCAUACAGGAAUCGCGGACUUCUCAGCAAGCUGAAGCUGCACCACAAGAACGGCCUGCUCGAAGUCACUAUAGAUGACGAGACCUGUUUCAAGACCGACAAGGUCAAACUCCCCGCUGACUACUACUUUGGUAUCAGUGCCGCCUCGGCGGAGAACCCCGAUUCCUUCGAGGUCCACAAGCUCAUCAUCUCGACCACAACCUCCAACACCCGUGAAGAGCCCAAAGGCCAACAAGUCGACUCGCGCAACCAGCAGCACCAGCAGCCCGUCCAGAACCAGCCGCACCAGGGCUCUGCGCAGCAACAACAUGCACAGCAGCAGAGCUCGCCCCCUAAGAAGAUGGCAUCGGCGCAGUCGAUUCCCCCCUGGAUCCAGGACGUGCUAGCCACCAGCGUCAAGACCGACAACGACCGCUUCGAGGACCUGCACAACCGUAUCCAGGACAUCGCGCACCACGUCGCGUCCAUCUACACCGCGAUCGAGGCCCUCAAUGCGCAGUCCGAACAGCUCCACAACGCGCUCCUGGCGCGCCUGGGCCCCAUCGACGAGCGCCUGUCGCACAGCGUGCGCCUCUCCGAAGCCACGUCCAGCAACGCCGCCCAGAUCCUGCGCGACCUCGAGAGCAAGGACUACAAGCAGGCGCUCGCGGCGAUGCACCGCCGGCUCGAGGACAACCACAAGGACAUCCCGAACGUGGUCAAGGCGGUGGUGCAGCAACACGGGCUGGGCUGGAUGAGUCUGCUCGCGAUCGCGUUCGCGGUGCAGGUCAUGGUGGUGGGCGCAUACCUGGUGUACAAGAAGAGGCGCGGCGGCGCGCCGAAGAAGUAUUUGUAGAUGUGUGAGGGGUGGGGGUGUUGUGUUUAGAUUCGGUUGGUUUGGGGCGGGGCCGCGCCUGCAUUGCUCGGCGUUGGGGGGAUGAUAUCACGCUCUGCUCUGCGCUGUUCAGCAAUACAUCGUUCACUACUACUACCUGUGCUGUGCUGUGUUGCGUGCCGUGUAAACAUCCAGCGUGAACGUCCAGCGUGAACGCCCGGCGCUUGGCUGCCGCGACUGUGAUGACG